CGGGCCGAAGGGGUUAAGCGCUGACAACGUCGGCAGCUGAGCCGCGCUGGCUUAGCGCGCAACAUCUGGAGCAGGCGGAGGCGGGGAGGGGGCUUUGCAGAGAGAGAGAGAGUGGGGGGAUCUGGCGCAUUGGCAAGCGCUGAAUGGCUCCGGGAAGGCGCAAGGCAAAAGUAGACGGCUAGGUUUCUCUGCUGCGGAAGAGAGUUUGAGACUUAGACCAUGCCUGUUCCUCCUCCUCCCGCUCCUCCGCCUCCUCCAACACUGGCUGUGGCCAACACAGAGAAGCCUACUUUAAACCGGUCAGAGCAAGCAGGGAGAAAUGCUCUUCUGCAAGAUAUUAACAGAGGAAAAAGGCUCAAAAAGGCUGUUACCAAUGACAGAAGUGCCCCAGUUAUUGAGAAGCCUAAAGGAGGAGGCGGCGGUGGCGGUGGCAGCAGUGGCUUUAGCAGCAGUGGCGGCAGCAUCAGUAGUGGCAGCAGCUACAGCGGAGGUGGACCACCGGGUUUAGGAGGCCUGUUCCAAUCAGGGAUGCCAAAGCUCAGGUCUACGUCAAGCAGGGACAAUGACUCUCCAGGAGGCCGAGCUCCAGUUUUUCCACCGGGAGGAAGAGCCACGUCAGCCAAGCCCUUUUCACCUUCAGGUGGCGUAGGGAGAUUUCCAGGGCCUUCUUUUGGGCAAAGAACUGCAAUGCCAGAGCCACAGAGAAGCCGAAUGCCACCCCCAAGACCUGAUGCCAAUUUUAAGCAUGACACAGGUGCCCCUCCUGUGCCAAAUACACCAAGACCUAUCCAGUCAACUCUUUCAAAUAUGUACAAUAGAGGACCACCUCCUGUUCCAUCAGCAUCCAGACAAAACAGCUUAGGGCUUACGCCACCACCUUUCCCAGGAAACAGAAAUGUAGGAUUUGGAGGAAAUUUUCGCCAGUCACAACCAGGUAGUUCUUCUCCCUUUUCCAACCGACCUCCUCUUCCUCCUGCACCAUGCAGAGCCGCUGAAGACAAGCCACCUCCACCCCCACCUCCAGCAGCAAACAGGCCGCCUCUCAAUAGAGAGCCUUCCCUGCCACCUCCCCCACCUCAAAACAGCAGGCCUCCUGUACCUUCCACACCGCGGCCAUCUUUCUCCUCACAGGCUCCGCCUCCCCCACCUCCAAGUAGGCCAGGCCCACCUCUGAUUCCACUGACAGCCGGUGGGAAUGACGAAAUGCCACGACUUCCUCAAAGAAAUCUCUCUCUAUCAUCUCCUUCGCCACCAAGCUUGCCUAGUUCUGUUCGUUCCGGACCCCUUCCACCUCCACCAAACGAGAGGCCACCUCCUCCUGUAAGGGACCCACCCAGUAGAUCAGGACCCUUUCUUCCUCCUCCACCACCAAUCAGCAGAAAUGGUAGCACUUCACGAGCAUUGCCAGCUACUCCACAGCUACCUUCCCGAGGGACAUUUGAUAAAGUUCGAAGCGGGCUGGUGCCGCCACCCCCUCCUGACAGGCCUGGGUGUGGAGCUCCCCCUCCGCCUCCCCCUCCAUCGUCAGCUCUCCGAAACGGGUUCCAAGAUUCUUCAUGUGAUGAUGAGUGGGAGAACCGGUUUUCCUUCCAUCCCUUGGCUGAUUUACCACCUCCAGAACCGUAUGUGCCCAUGAAAAAGAGCUACCCCAGUAAACUGGCAAGAAAUGACAACAGAAGUGGAUCGAGCCGCCGAGAAAGAGGUGCUCCUCCACUUCCACCUAUUCCAAGGUGAAAUGGGACCUCCAAGUUGACUGAUCUUCAACACCUGGUGAACCUCCUUCAUUCAGUGUUUUGUCAGAAGACUGCCUCUCCAACAGCAUUUUCCUUCCCUUCGGAGAGAAGUCCCUAACAUUUUAAAAUGGCAGAAUCCAUGUCCAAGCUUAUUCCUUUUUAAAUUCCUGCUCAAUUUAAAUGAGACUAAAAGUGCUUGCUUUGGAUUUCCACGUUAGUUUAUUGACUAUAGAUUCGCAGGUUAUGAUCCUUAACCCCAUUUUCUUGGAAGUUUUAUAUCCAAAUCAAUGGGAUCUGUCUCUAAUAGGGUACUUAUGAUCAGGGUGGUAUAGAUUAUACUCCCCUUGCCAAGUCCCCAAAGGCAUAAUGGGGUGCAUUUGCAACUAUGCACUCAAAGAGUCCAAUCUUUUUUCACAGUCUUUGCAGCAUCCAUGAGAGCAAGACAGUUUUAUUUAGCACAAAGGUCAGUAACCAUGAAUCUGAAUCUGUAUUGUAUCCAGCCAGAAAUGGGUGUGCUGUCCAGAGACUGAGACCUUCGGUUCUCUUAGGCACGCUAAAUGUGGCUCCCCAUGUGCUCCCACAACGCAUCCUGGGUUAGUUUGCUGAUCAGUUGGAUCACAUCAGUUUGAUGAUGGUAAAACCAGGUGGCAUGGAAGUUGAUGCAUUCCAUCUCAGGGAAAGAAAAGGGAACAAUUCAAUUGCCUUAUUCUCUCAACGACCUACCAAACCUGGAAUGAAUUCCAGCUUUUCAGAGACCAAAGGAAAGGGUUGCUAGGAACUCUGGCAGCAGCUUUCGUGAACGCACCGAAAAUUCCAAUGCCCUGUUCCAGAUUGAAGCGCUAUGAGAAAAAGAAACAAGGUUUCUGAGCACCUGGAUGAAGAAUGAUGAACAAUCCAUCCUGUUUGAUCCAGCGGCCUUGGUUGCACGUGGAGUGCUUUUUUAAAAAAAAGGUAAACUAAAAACUGGACAGUUGGCUGCUCAGGAUUUGUUAUUUUCCCAAUGCACAACUGAGAUUUUAGAUUCCAACCAAGAGCUUUUCUCACACAGUCCAGAUAGCUUUAUAUGUCCUCCAUCGGAUUGGGUGCUAGAAUAGUUCUAAUGUGAUUUCUUGGAGGCUGAUUCCUCGUUUUGCUAAUGGGAAUGCAGUUAAAUUAUCUUUUCUCUCUGGGGUGCGUCUUACCCACAGCUCUGCGUGUUUUGCAUAUAGUGCAUUAUUGCAAUGUUGUCUACUUGGAGGAGCCCUAGAGAAAAGAUUCCCCCUCUAAAUCAGCUAAUGCAUAUCGGUAUCUUUCUUUACUUACAUGUCUCUCUGCCUGUUAUCUCUCUCUUGAUAAAGUUGAAACUAUUUUAACUAUGGAAGUUUGAGGGGGUUUGUGUUUGUUCUGGUCUUUGUACAGCAUCAAGCCUCCCCAUACAAGCAGGACAUGUCUGAAGGCCUGAUGCAUUCCAUUGACUAGUACAAAGUCCCACUUGAUUCUUUUAGAGUGCAAAAUAGUUGGCUAGUCUUGAGCACUGGCUUUUCUGCAACAUUCAGUUGCUAUCAAAUAACUGGUUUUUUUCUCCUCUCCUGAAAAGCUAUAGGGAAGUAUUUCUUGGGUACACAUUCCUGGCAUUUGUGACAGGUAGAACAUGUGUGUUAAAUGUUCCAACCAGUGUUCAGUUCAGGUCCAACUGAUACAGCUUAUUCGGCAAGAGAAAGAGGAUCCCUAGGGUUGUUGUUGGGAAUAUUCCUGACCAACAAAAUUGCUAUUUAGGUAAUGCCCUGGCCUGGAUAGCCCAGGCUAUCUCAAUCUUGCCAGAUCUUGGAAGCUAAGUAGGGUUGGCCCCAGUUAGUACUUGGAUGGGGACCACCAAGGAAGUCCAAGGUCAUGACACAGAGGGGGGCAGUGGCAAACCAUCUCUAAACAUAUCUUGCCUUGAAAACUCCAUGGGGUCACCAUAAGUUGGCUGCAACUUGCUGGCAUAUUCCACCACCAUCACCACCGCAAAGUUCUCAAGACAGAUUCCUGAGGAACAUCUCUCCAGUAUUGCUUCCUUCUUAGCAUGCAUAUUGGAGACCACAGGAUGCCCUCUCUGCUGAAGAAAAGGAACUUGAAAGAGAAAAGAAUCCAGAUGUGAAAUAUAUUGUUACAGUUAAGUUGUGAAAGAACAGUUGGCAAAUUUAGAGAGGCACAUAAAAAUGUGUGUAUCUUGGAGGAAAAGAAUUCAGAAAUAACCACAGCGGUGUUUUGUAUGAAUGACUGAUGGCUUUGCUUUAGGCCAGAGAUAUGCAGCCUUUAUUGGCUCAAGCGAUGACAGAAAACAUGAUGUCUACUUGGGAGGUUGUUGGUGUGCCAGAAAAACUAGGAGUGUCUGAGGCUGGCAAGGAGAGAGACGAGGGUUGCACUUGGCCAAACAUACUGGGAAUAGGCUGAGCCACAAGGUUAUUGCCAACACCUCAGAGACUUGUCUUUUAGACCUUGUGUGUUCCCAUUGAUAAAUACAAAGUAGUUGGGAGCUUGGUAUGUAGAAAAGACGAGUAGCUUAGCAUGUUCAGUAUAUGGGUACACAAAUGCACGCAUACACCUUUUUGUGAUCUUUUUGACAAAAAAGUAUCAUUGCUGUUAGCCAUUUAUAGAAUUGAAUGUGGAACUGUGUUCCAUGGUCUCUUUCCUAGGUUGGAAUCCUUAUAAAAGAUGACUUCCAGGGAUCCAAAGAUUCUACCCAUUCAGAUUUUCUAGCAACUGUAGAUUUGAUCUAUGUUUAUUUCAGUUCUUACACAAAUGUCCGAACAGAGACAGCAUUCAGGAUUCUUUCAUAGUUUAUAACAAUCCUGUAUUUUGGGGGGGCAGACUACAGCUGUUCCCCAGUGCAUUUACAAGCAUGACUUAUCCAGUAUUAAUAUUUCCAUAUUUUGGUCCAGUCACCCUUGUGGGUAGAUUUGUGUUUUAAACAAACACACACACGCACACGACGUUUUUAAAAAGCAACAAAUUACUACUUAAAUGUCUGUUGAGACAGGAGCACUUAAAAGUUUUCUGAAGAGCAAAUAAAACUCAAGUAUUUAGAGGGCAGAUGUUUAUUUCAAAAUAUGCCCCAGCAGUUGUACAUUUUCUGUAAGUUGCUUAAGGGAAAAAAUGUCUUUUUGAAUGCAUCAGUGAGGACGAUACAAAUGAAUCCAGAGUCCCUUUCACUGCUGGGGGUAAUGCUUCAACUGACCUCUAAGGGCCAGUCUUCAAGCACAGUAGAAUGGAGAAAAACUGGAAAUGUAAAUGGUAAAUUGAACUAUUUUGCUGUUGGAGACUGCAGAUAAGCUGUGAUGGCAAUCCUAAGAACAGUUUCUUGGGAGUAAGCCCCACUGAAUAAAAUGGAACUGACUUUUGAGAAGACCUUAAGACUGCUCCCUGCAUGUUUCCACGUUCUAGAACAGUAGUUCUCAACCUGUGGGUUGUGACCCUUUUGGGGGUCGAGCGACCCUUUCACAGGGGUCACCUAAGACUCUCUGCAUCAAUGUUCUCCAUCUGUAAAACGGAUAAAUGUUCUGGUUGGGGGUCACCACAACAUGAGGAACUGUAUUAAAGGGUUGCGACAUUAGGAAGGUUGAGAACCACUGGUCUAGAUUCUUCAUUCUCUGUAAGCGGAAAACUUUUUGUCACAUGGGAAGAGCUGGGCCACAUUUUCUCUUGUCUCUUUUUAAUUGCUGGGAGGUUUUUUAAAAAAAACAAAACAAGGGGAAGCAUUUAAAAUGCCUCCUUUCCCCCCUACAAUCUGACGUGUGUACAGCCUCUUCCACCAUAUUGGAAUAUGACCAACAUGUAUAGAGCUUGUUUCAGUUGGGGCAUCUAUUAUGCGUGAGAACCUUUUGAGAAACGGUGGGCAUUCUCGAGUGGAAAUGUCAGUCAAGGGCCCAUUCCUAUCCCUGUUUAUGUCUUUGUUGUUGCUGCCACUGAAUCAUCUCUUGGGCAAAUCAAGUUAUGAAGCUGUGUUCUUCAGUCAGGAGGCCGGAACCUUUGAUAUAGAGAAGACAAGGCAAACAUGAAGGGCAGAGAAAAAGUAGAACAAAAAGAAGAUGCCCGGUGAACCCUACUGGUGGGACAUCCAUUCCUGUAGCAUUUUGAAAAUCAAAUUUGGUUUUAUUUUCCACCGUCAGCUGGCUGUAUGUUUGGGGACUUUAAUUGCAGUGCAAUAUUAUCGGAAUUUCUAACCAAAGCCUUAGUUUUUAGAAUGUCAUGCGGCCUUCAGAGAAUGAAGCGACAAGCACUUCUCUCUUCCUCAGAGGAUGACAUUUGAGCACUUUCUCUCCUAUAGGAAUCUUCCUCAAAGUACGUGUUAAACAUUGUCAAAGAAUAUUUCAGAGGAGAAAAAGAAAAUAGGACCUGUUUAUGUUGGGCAGUGUAAAGCAUCUCUCUCUUUCUUUCCACCAGAUACAUUUUUAAAAAGCAUUUUAUGUUAGUAAUAUCAUUUUAUUACUGCUAUCUAGAUUAAAGUAUUUAUUCAUUAUGCACAACUUGCAAGCAGCAGAAAGCAAACUGGUUUCUUCCCAGUGGUGCCUUGCUACUUUUUAAAUCCCACUUUUAAAAUGUCUAAAUGGCUAUUUUUUAAAAAAUGGUUCUUGUACAUGCGUUCUCCACAGCCAUCCUUGACAAUAUCAGAAAUCUGAUAAUACUGUAUGAUGUGUAUGUGUUUGAGGCACAGUUACAACACUUUCUAUUCCUUUGCUGUAUAAACACUGUUAUAUGGAAGUGUUAUGGAUUUCAGGAGGAAUAUCAGAUUGUAACUUAGGUCAUGUCAUAUCAAAGAAAGUUUGGGUUCGAUCAAUGGAACUUCCAAAUGACUGAGUUUAGAUCAAAGGUCCCCAACCUUUUUUCACUCACAUACCCCCUGGUAUCCCAUUUCCCGAAAACUGUACCUCAUAUUAGCAAGCCCAUAAUGUAAUUUUUUCAUGUACCCCCAAAUGCUCUGGCGCAUACCCCUAGGGGUACACAUACUCCAGGUUGGGAACCACUGGUUUAGACUCAAGGUCUUUAACCAAGCAAAAAAAAUGUUUAAACCCUACCCAUGAGAUGUUUUUAAAUAUAUAUGUAUGAAUGAAAUGGAUUGUGAGUUUAGAAAGCAAUCAUUUCCAAUGAGAAAUGCAUAAAACCUCUUUUUUUGUGAAAUUGCACACACAUAUUAGUCCAGAAUGCCCUCACUGUAAAUAAGAUGGUGUCUAUUAACUUUGCAUUGGGUUAUGAAUAUGCCCAUUUUAGAGAAUCUCUGGCCCCUUCCGCACAAGCAGAGUAAUGCACUUUAAAUCCACUUUCAAUGCACUUUGCAGCUGGAUUUUACUGUGGAAUAGCAAAAUCCACUUGCAAACAAUUGUGAAAAUGGAUUGAAAGUGCAUUAUUCUGCAAGUGCGGAAGGGGCCUCUGUGUUUAUCACUGUGACUCACCUGUGAGACAAAAGAGAUGACAGAUGAAAAUAAUAUUUGUCCAAAGCAACAAUUUACAAUAAAAUUUGAACAAAUGUUUGUCAGAGAUCAGCUGUAUUUGAAUUUUUUAAAAUAAAAUGAAUGCAUGAAGCACCUACA
This is a messenger RNA of Sphaerodactylus townsendi, 7282 nucleotides long. It is a transcript of the gene WIPF1, whose product is annotated as WAS/WASL interacting protein family member 1. The coding region runs from base 220 to 1734 and encodes 504 amino acids. Lineage: Eukaryota; Metazoa; Chordata; Lepidosauria; Squamata; Sphaerodactylidae. The record is from RefSeq and is a predicted model, not a curated record. Gene Ontology annotation, molecular function: actin binding. The transcript is spliced from 8 exons.